GGGGGGCCCCGCCGGACCAUGUGAGGAGCCCCGACGGGGCGAGCGGGGCCUCCCCGGCCAGGGGGCACUUGCGGAGCCCCGCGCCCGCCCACCCACCAUGGGGGAUUUCUACGACCCGGAGCACCCCACGCCGGAAGAAGAAGAAAAUGAGGGCAAACCCGAAACGGCACCGAGAACUGGUUUUAUCAAAGGCCCCGUGUUCAAAGGCGUCGCUUCCAGUCGCUUUCUGCCCAAAGGCACCAAAACCAAGGUCAACCUGGAGGAACAGGGACGGCAAAAAGUGUCUUUCAGCUUUAGCUUAACCAAGAAAACUUUGCCCAAUCGAUUCCUGAGUGGACUCGGAAACGAGAAACAAAAUGAAGCUCCCAACCCCCCAGUUCCCCUUCCCUCUGAUUUUAGCCCCAAAACCAAACCGGACCUGGGCGACGCCGCCACUUCAUCAGAGGAAUCUUCUCCCCCGAAACCGAAGGUAGAACUGGGGAAGAUUCAUUUUAAGAAACACUUGCUCAGUGUCACGGCCAAACCGGCUGUGGCAGUGACAGCCCCGCUGCCAGGAGCGGAGCCGGUGGGCCUGGCCGUGGAAUUCCCGCCCACGCCGCCGCCUCCGCCACCUCCUCCUCCGCCACCGGCACCGGUCCCUGUGACCGCAGCGCCGCCGCAACCGCCGGUGACGCCGAUGUCGAUGCUGCUGCUGUCGCCGCCCGUGGAAGCCGAAGCCCCCACGCCGAAGGAACCGAUCCACGCAGAACCCAAGGAGGCCCCGGAGCCCGAGGCCAGGCAGGACGCGGGAUCGCACGGAGCCGAGGAACGUGUCGCCCACAACGCGCCCGAGCAGCCGGAAAUGACCCCGCAGAAGGAAGAUUCCCAUAUUGGGAAAGAGGAGGAGGUUUCCGACGGCUCCAAGGGUGCUCCCGCGUGCUCCCGGAGGCCGGGGGCGAAGAGGAAGUUCUCCCAAUCCGACGGCGCGCCGCAGGGCUCCGAGUCCGACGAGGAUUCGGUGAGGACCUCGUCCAGCCAGCGCUCGCACGAGCCGAAGGUCUCCAGCACGGAGAAGGAGCGAGAUUCCAGACGGAGCUCCGCGUCCCUCCGAGGCGACGACCCGGGCAAAUCCUCAUCGCGCUCCAGGUCGGACAGGGACGAGAAGUACUUGAGCUACUCGAAGUCGGACAGGGACUCGCGGUACUCGUCCUCCCGCUCGCGCUCCGACAGAGACAGGAGGCGAAGCCGGUCUCAUUCCCGCUCCCGCUCCGACCGCAGCUCCCGCACCAGCUCCUCCUACUCGAGGUCGGAGCGCUCGCAUUACUACGAGUCCGAGCGGCGGUACCACCGGAGCUCCCCGUACAGGGAGAGGUCCAGGUAUUCCCGUUCCUACGCGGACAGGGGCCGGGAGAGCUCGGACUCGGAGGACGACUACAGGAGGACACAUUCCAGGUCGAGCGACUCCCGGCGGACGUCCUCCCACUCCUCCUCCUCCUACAGAGACUCGAGAUCUUCCUACUCCAAGUCGGAGCGGGACAGCAAAGCGGAGUCGUCUCACGCCGACCUGGAGAGGAGAGGAAGGUCGUCGUCGAAAGCGGAUCGAGAUUCCAAAAGGACUUCCGAAAGUGAAGUAUCCAAAAGGUGCUCUCCCCUCGAUGAACUGGGCUAUCGGAAGGGGACUUCCCAUUCCAAGCCCGACAGUAAUGUGAAUUCCUCCCGCUAUAAAUCCACCCCCUCCAAGACCCCCGCGCCAAAGCCUGAUAAAUUUAAGAGUUCUUUCUGUUGUACAGAAUCGCUCGAGGAAAUCAAGCCGCAGUGUAAUUCUCUAGAUUUAGAGAGCUCGUGUCUGAAGAGCAAUGAGAUCAGGGUGUCCAUUGCCAAAAAGCCGGAAAGGGAAAAGACGCUUUCUCCGUUAAAGCAGCUCAGCGAUUCGCCCGCGCUGCCGAAGGCGGACGAGUCGACAGUGGGUUUUGCCAACUCCAGCUCCGAGGAACCCGCGGGAAGUGGAAACCACGACAGUGUUAAGGAACCAGAAACGUCAUUAAAGGUGAAGCACGAUCCGGUAAGAACGUGUUUCCCCACGGAACUGAGCGUCAACGGCUCCCCGGAGGGUCGGGAUGGUGGUCUGGCAAUUUCCAGUGCCUCCAAAGCAGAGGAUGUUCCCGCGUCCUCUGACGAUGGCCCGUGCCGGUCGGAAGCGUCACCUGUCAUGAAGACGAGCCCGGCGUAUCCAUUGCCAUCCAGUGGGUUUGAGGGCAUGGAUGUGUCUCUAGAGCAAGAGCUGGAUGACUCCCGGGUCCAGUCCAGCGAGUGCAACAGCCUGUUCCGGGAAGCGGAGCCUCCAGUGCCGCAGCAGCUGGAGGAACCCGCCCCUUUCCCCGCCGUGAAUGUAGAUCCCAUUAAAACCGCCCUGGAGAAGGUGGAUGAGGAAGUGACUCCGUGUGACAAAACCAAAGAACCCAUUUUUUGCUACAUUUCUGAUGAUGCCGCCCCUGCUUUGUACCACUCAGAAGUGGAAAUUGAGGCGGAACCAGCGGAUUUGAAAGUUCCAUGCGAGGCUUUCCUGGACGUGCAGGUGGAACCGCAGACGGUGACGUGCGACUACGAGAGCGCGGAGGAUUCCCAUCCCAAGUCUGCCUGCGAGGAUGAGCACGGCCAUCCUUCCCAUAAAAUUAUCUUGGCAGUGGAGAGCUCGAGCAGGGAUUCCUCCCAGGAUGGCUGUUCCCAGCAGCUCGUGCCGGAUCAUCCCAUGCCGGAGGAAAGCGUCUCUUCCAAAUGGGAUGUGCCACCACCUGGGCACCAGGAGCUGCUCCAGCAUUCAGAAGCCGAAGAGGUGCUGGAGUUGGAUGCUCGGCACGUUGAUCUUGGUUCAACAAAGAGCAAACAGGCCUUCCAAGAUGAACAUUCCUACUAUUCGGAAGUGCCGCUGGAGCAGCGCGGCAGCCGGGCCGUGGAGGAAAGGGCUGUUUCCACCGAGGGAGCUGAACCGGAGGAGUUGAGGGUUCCAUGUCCCGGCGUACCGGCCGAGAGGGACGAGGGAAACGGGCCCUUGGUGGCUUCGGCUUUUCCAGACGUCCUGUAUCCCUCUUCUGACGUCAUUGUCACGGCAGAGGACACGGAGGUGAUGACUCAGGCCCCGACGUGCGACAGCAGCGGCAAUGCCGUGGAAUUCAUUCCCGCUGGGCACGACGACUACUCGGACACGGGGGAGAGUGACAGCGAGGGCGGCAGUGACGACAGCGAUACGGACGACUCGGAUUCCGACGACGGCACGCCGCGGAAGCGGCUGCAAUCCGUCGUGGUGGUCCCCAAGAACUCAACCAUCGCCACGGAGGAGAACAGCCCGGGCUCCUCCCGGAGCAACCAAGGCAACCGGCGCUUCUCCGACCACUGGGACGACGAGCGGCCCGAGCCAAGCAGGCCCUACUAUGAGGAGAGGCUGGAGAGCAAAGGUGGAUCUCAGGUGGAGAGCAGGAGUUCUCCCAGAGGGAUGGAGAAGGGCCUGGCGACAUCUACGGAGCUGAGCAGGAAGGAGGUGGAGGAACUGUGGGUGGAUCCAUGCCAGGCGCAGAGCGACGGUGUGGACAGCACGAGCCAGGCGGAUCUGACCACGGAUUCCCACGGGAAGCCCGACGCGGGGGACAGGAUGAUGCUGAUGGAGAUGGUGGCCAUGGGAAGGCCCAUGGGCCGUCCGGACGAGCAGCCCUUCUGUCUUCCCGAGAGUUUUGAAGGCACCGAUGCAUCCCGACACCAGAUGAGCUGCUCCAAGCCGGACAGUCGGCAAGGGCAGGGUGGGCUCAACCAGUCCGGCCUCGGAGACUAUCCCAGGCUGGAUGGUUUCCAUACGGCAGAGGAGAUGAGUGCUUUGGGCUGGGACUAUUCCCAGACGGAGAAGCCCAGCAGCACGUACCAGCAGCCGGACAGCAGCUUCGGGAUGUACUCGGGAUACGUUUACCAGCCGGGCUCCGGAGCCUACGGCACUUCCCAGAAUUACUGGCAAGGCAACGGUUACUGGGACGCGAGGUCUGCCAGCAGACCCUCCGUGGUCAACUACGAGCGGAUCCAAGGGCAGGUGCCGGAUUCCCUGACGGAGGAUCACGAGGAGUACGAAGAGGAUGAUCGUUGGGAUCAUCCCAGCCCCUCCAGUAAAUCCCAGCUGCCCGGGCAGAGGGAAGAGGGCUCGGUGCAGGCGCACGAGAUCAGCAGCAAUUCCACCAAGGAACCGGUGCCCGGCGCGGAGAAGAAGGAGGAGGGGAAGGUUCUGGAGAAAAACGACGUGAAGGAACGAGGGCCACCGAAGAAAAGACGGCUGGAGGUGGAGAGCGACUCGGAGAGCGACGGGGACUCGAGGGACAAGAGGAAGGGCAAGGCGGAGGGGGAACCGGCGCCGCAGGAUUCCUCCAUGGUGGGCCGGCCCUGCAUCAUGGAUGACUUCCGAGACCCCCAGCGCUGGAAGGAGUUCGCCAAGCAGGGCAAGAUGCCCUGUUACUUCGACCUCAUCGAGGAGAACGUCUACUUGACGGAGAGGAAGAAGAACAAGUCCCACCGGGACAUCAAGCGGAUGCUGUGCGAGUGCCCGCCCCUGUCCAAGGAGGAGCGGGCGCAGGGCGAGGUGGCCUGUGGGGAGGACUGUCUCAACCGCCUGCUCAUGAUCGAGUGCUCUUCCCGCUGUCCCAACGGGGACUACUGCUCCAACAGACGCUUCCAGAAGAAGCAGCACGCGGAUGUGGAGGUGAUCCUCACCGAGAAGAAGGGCUGGGGGCUCCGAGCUGCCAAAGACCUGCCAUCCAACACCUUUGUCCUGGAAUACUGCGGGGAAGUGCUGGAUCACAAGGAGUUCAAGGCCCGGGUGAAGGAAUAUGCCCGGAACAAGAACAUCCACUAUUAUUUCAUGGCCCUGAAGAAUGAUGAGAUAAUCGAUGCGACGCAGAAGGGGAACUGCUCCCGCUUCAUGAACCACAGCUGUGAACCCAACUGCGAGACACAAAAGUGGACCGUGAAUGGGCAGCUCCGGGUGGGGUUUUUCACCACCAAGCUGGUGCCGUCGGGCUCGGAGCUGACGUUCGAUUACCAGUUCCAGAGAUACGGCAAAGAGGCUCAGAAAUGUUUCUGUGGCUCCUCCAACUGCCGGGGGUACCUGGGAGGGGAGAACAGGGUGAGCAUCCGGGCGGCCGGAGGGAAGAUGAAGAAGGAACGCUCCCGGAAAAAGGACUCGGUGGAUGGGGAGCUGGAGGCGCUGCUGGAGAACGGGGAGGGUCUGUCCGACAAAAACCAGGUGCUCAGCUUGUCCCGCCUCAUGGUCCGGAUCGAGACCCUGGAGCAGAAACUCACCUGCCUCAAACUCAUCCAGAACACGCACUCCCAGUCCUGCCUGAAGUCGUUCCUGGAGUGCCAUGGGCUGUCCCUGCUCUGGAUCUGGAUGACGGAGCUGGGCGAUGGCAGAGGCAGCACCGCCAACAACCUGAAGCUGCAGCUGGAGAUCAUGAAGACCCUGGAGCUGCUGCCCAUCCCCACCAAGAACAUGCUGGAGGAGAGCAAGGUGCUGCCCAUCAUCCAGCGCUGGGCCCAGACCAAGACGGCGGUGCCGCAGCUCAGCGAGGGCGACGGCUACUCCAGCGAGAACACGUCCCGCGCCCACACCCCCCUCAACACCCCCGAGCUGUCCGCCAAGCAGGGCUCCGAGGGGGACACCGACACCCCCAAGAAGCUGGUGUUCCGCAGGCUGAAGAUCAUCAGCGAGAACAGCAUGGACAGCGCCAUCUCGGACACAACCAGCGAGCUGGAGGGCAAGGAGGGCAAGGAAGACCUGGAGCAGCUGGAGGGAACCCCCGUGGAGGCACCGGAGGAGCAGCAGCAGCAGCAGCAGCAGCAGCAGCAGCAGCAGGAGGUCAAAGCUGCCGUGGAUGUGCCUGUGGAGAGCAGCAAAGCCCAGCCUGCAGAGCUGGAGGCUGAGCCCGAAGCUGAGGCCAAGGAGAGCAACGGGGCGAAGCUGGAGGAGCCCAUGGCCAUGGAGACCCCAUCCCAGGACGAGGAGGAGGGCGUGUCCGACGUGGAGAGCGAGAGGAGCCAGGAGCAGACAGAUAAAAUCGUGGACGUGAGCGACUUGGCCACCAGGCUGCUCGACAGCUGGAAGGAGCUCAAGGAGGUGUAUCGCAUCCCCAAGAAGAGCCAAGCGGAGAAGGAGAGCAGUGCAGGUGACCGUGGGAGGGACCCAGCCGGGCUGCGGGACCAGACCCCGACCCCGAAGAGCGCGGGGCUGAGCCGGGAGCGAGACCCCGAGCGGCAGAGCCAGAGCAAGGAGAGGAAGAGGCGCAGGGACUCGCUGUCCCCCCCGCCCUCCGCCUACGAGCGUGGCACCAAGAGGCCGGAGGACAGGUAUGACACACCAGCGUCUUCCAAGAAGAAGGUGCGGCCCAAGGACCGCAACAAGCUCUCCACGGAGGAGCGCCGGAAGCUCUUCGAGCAGGAGGUGGCCCAGAGGGAGGCCCAGAAGCAGCAGCAGCAGCUCCAAAACCUGGGAAUGACGUCCCCGCUGCCCUACGACUCCAUGGGCUACGGCACCCCCCACCACAGCUUCCUGGGGUACCCCCCCGGCUACCCCAUGCAGGCCUACGUGGACCCCAGCAACCCCAACGCGGGCAAGGUGCUGCUGCCCACGCCGUCGCUGGACUCGCUGUGCUCCCCGGCGGGCUACGAGCCCUCGCAGCCGCUGGCGGAGCCGGUGCCGGGCGCGGCGCAGCCGGUGCCGGUGGUGCAGCACGUGGGCGGCGCGGUGGAGGUGCCCCCGCCGCAGUACGUGGCGCCGGCCGACGCCGUGGUGCACCAGGAGCCCGGCGUGGCCGUGCUGCCCGUGCCGGCGCCGGGGGCCGCGGUGCAGGGCCAGGGCUACGGCGUGUGGGACUCGGGCCAGCAGGCGGUGGCCGUCCAGCAGCCCUACUCGCCCGCCCAGUCCCAGCCCGCCAUCUACUACCAGGGCCAGGCCUGCCAGACCGUCUACGGCGUCACCUCGCCCUACUCGCAGACCACCCCGCCCAUCGUCCAGAGUUACGCCCAGCCAGGUCUGCAGUACAUCCAGGGCCAGCAGAUCUACACAGCUCAUCCCCAGGGAGUCAUUGUCCAGCCCCCCACGGCUGUCACCACCAUCGUGGCGGCCGGGCAGCCCCAGCCCAUCCAGCAGCCAGAGCUCGUGGUGACCAACAACCUCCUGGACCUGCCUCCACCUUCCCCUCCCAAGCCCAAGACCAUCGUCCUCCCUCCCAACUGGAAAACGGCCCGAGAUCCCGAGGGGAAGAUCUACUACUACCACGUGGUGACCAGACAAACCCAGUGGGAUCCUCCGACGUGGGACAGCCCCGGGGACGACGCCAGCCUGGAGCACGAGGCCGAGAUGGACCUCGGGACCCCCACGUACGACGAGAACCCCAUGAAGUCUUCCAAGAAGCCCAAGACGGCGGAAGCCGACACGUCCAGCGAGCUGGCCAAGAAGAGCAAGGAGGUGUUCCGGAAAGAGAUGUCCCAGUUCAUCGUGCAGUGCCUGAACCCCUAUCGCAAACCCGACUGCAAGGUGGGCAGGAUCACCACCACCGAGGACUUCAAACACCUCGCACGCAAGCUGACCCACGGGGUGAUGAACAAGGAGCUCAAGUACUGCAAGAACCCCGAGGACCUGGAGUGCAACGAGAACGUCAAACACAAAACCAAGGAGUACAUCAAGAAGUACAUGCAGAAAUUCGGAAUCCUCUACAAGCCCAAAGAGGACACGGAGCUGGAAUAACACCUGGAAUACCCCUCCAUCCCUCCUUCCCCUCAGGAAUGGGCGUUUGGAACCCCCAACCUGGGGGUUUUAUUUUCACCAUGAGUU
Empidonax traillii (willow flycatcher) is the source of this 7840-nucleotide messenger RNA. It is a transcript of the gene SETD2, whose product is annotated as SET domain containing 2, histone lysine methyltransferase. The coding region runs from base 98 to 7753 and encodes 2551 amino acids. The transcript has 21 exons. Lineage: Eukaryota; Metazoa; Chordata; Aves; Passeriformes; Tyrannidae. Gene Ontology annotation, cellular component: nucleus; chromosome. Gene Ontology annotation, biological process: regulation of DNA-templated transcription. The record is from RefSeq and is a predicted model, not a curated record. Gene Ontology annotation, molecular function: protein binding; histone H3K36 methyltransferase activity.